AGGGACCAUGCUGGACGGCACCACCAGGUUCACCUGCAGAGGAAAGCCAAUCCACAACUUCAUUAAUUCCAGCACGUUCUCGCAGUACACUGUGGUAGAUGAGAUAGCAGUGGCUAAAAUUGAUGGAGCUGCACCACUGGAGAAAGUCUGCCUCAUCGGCUGUGGGUUCUCAACCGGCUAUGGCUCUGCUGUCAAAGUCGCCAAGGUGACCCCAGGAUCCAGCUGUGCUGUGUUUGGCCUUGGAGGGGUCGGUCUGUCUGUCAUCAUUGGCUGUAAAACAGCUGGAGCAGCCAGGAUCAUUGCUGUGGACAUCAACAAAGACAAAUUUGCAAAGGCCAAAGAACUGGGUGCAACCGAGUGCAUCAACCCUCUAGAUUACAACAAACCUAUUGAGGAGGUGCUCCAGGAAAUGACCGAUGGAGGGGUGGACUUUUCCUUUGAAGUAAUCGGUCGGCUGGACACCAUGAUGUCUGCCCUGUUAAGCUGCCAUGCAGCAUGUGGUGUAAGUGUCAUUGUGGGGGUACCUCCUAACGCCCAAAACCUCUCGGUGAACCCCAUGUUGCUGUUGCUGGGUCACACCUGGAAAGGAGCAAUAUUUGGUGGGUAUAAGAGUAAAGAUGCUGUCCCCAAACUUGUGGCUGACUUUAUGGCUAAGAAGUUUCCACUGGAACCAUUAAUUACCCAUGUUUUACCUUUUGAAAACAUAAAUGAAGCAUUCGAUCUGCUUCGUGCAGGAAAGAGUAUCCGCACUGUCCUGACGUUCUGAGACCAUAGUGACGCCUUCCUACUGCUGACACCUCCACCCCACUAAAUCACAGCACCAGUCAC
Messenger RNA from Phodopus roborovskii (desert hamster), 828 nucleotides. Its product is annotated as alcohol dehydrogenase 1-like. Gene Ontology annotation, biological process: retinol metabolic process; retinoic acid metabolic process. The record is from RefSeq and is a predicted model, not a curated record. Gene Ontology annotation, molecular function: all-trans-retinol dehydrogenase (NAD+) activity; zinc ion binding. Bases 8 to 766 code for a protein of 252 amino acids. NCBI's taxonomy places the organism in Eukaryota, Metazoa, Chordata, Mammalia, Rodentia, Cricetidae. The transcript is spliced from 5 exons. Gene Ontology annotation, cellular component: cytosol.